AUGUUUGUCUUUCCCUGGGUGUGUUGCCUGCGGAGAAGAGUGUACACAAAAGCUCUUGUGCGCUAGAUUAAGGAGUCGGGUAGGAUACUUUGUCACAAGCUAGAGAUGUACUUCGCUCUUCAUUACCUUUUCUGGUAAAUUUUGUUAGGUUCAUAACUUAAUGUGCUUUGUUUCUAUCUCAUUAGUCCUCGAAGACUCGCUGGCCAUUCUCUCAUGGUUCUUCUUCUCCAUGUGAACUCAGGGAAUCCGAAGAACUCGAAGCUUUCUAAUGCAGUUAACUCUGAACCACAGACCGUGUUGCCUACUAUCGAAGUACCUGCAUUAUCUUUGGACGAACUCGUAGAGAAAACCGAUAAUUUUGGUUCAAAAUGUCUGAUUGGGGAAGGCUCAUAUGGGAGGGUUUACUAUGCUCGUUAUGAUGAUGGGAAAGAUUUCGCUGUCAAAAAACUCGACGCUUCAUCUGAGCCCGAGUCUAACAACGAGUUUCUAACCCAGGUUCGUCCAGUGCAUGAUAAGUUACUCCGCACAGUUCUCUCUCUCUCCUUCUCUCCUAACUGGGUUUCCGAAAAUCAGGUCGCCAUAGUGUCGAGGCUGAAGCAUGAGAAUUAUGUGGAGUUGUUGGGUUAUUGUGUUGAGGGAAACACUCGCCUGCUGGCCUACGAGUAUGCCACAAUGGGGUCUCUCCAUGACGUCUUGCACGGUAAUAUCUUGGUCUGGGCCCACAUCGCUUCCAAUGCUUGGUCAGCCAUUCCUCAUGGACUCUCUCUCUCUCUCUCUCUAUCUUUAUCUCUUCAGGGAGGAAAGGGGUUCAAGGCUCGCAACCGGGUCCGGCACUGGACUGGAUGCAGCGGGUGAGGAUUGCGGUGGAUGCUGCGAGAGGACUGGAGUAUCUGCACGAGAAAGCUCAACCUGCUGUAAUUCACAGAGACAUCAGAUCGAGCAAUGUGCUCCUGUUUGAGGACUUCAAGGCCAAGAUUGCCGACUUCAACCUCCUGAAUCAGGCUCCGGACAUGGCUGCACGCCUUCAUUCCACUCGUGUUCUGGGAACCUUCGGCUACCACGCACCAGAGUAAGAAUGCUGCUUGGGCACUUGUGCCUCACGAUUUACACGCUUUUACCUCACCAUUUUUCUCUACUUUACUACAUCGGGUCCAUUGCAGGGAUGCCAUUGGAACCACUCCAGGCCGUCUCUCUCUCUCUCUCUCUCUCUCUCUGUUUCUCUCUCUAGAUAGGUUUAGAUGGAGAGCUGGGUUGUGCCUCAAUUUCUCUCUUUUUUUUUUUUGAUGGCAAUCUUCCAACGUUGAUUAUAGUUUGGAUUAUCUGUGUCUUGAUUGCAAUUUGGAGAAAAUAAAGUAUGAUAUGAGGGCUUUUAAUCAUCCCACUACUGUUCUUUUUAUUCCUGGAAUAGAAUUGUUGGACGAGAAUCUGAAGAUUUCUAUGAUCUGGUUGAAUUGCAGAUACGCCAUGACCGGUCAACUGACCGUGAAGAGUGACGUGUACAGCUUUGGGGUCGUCCUCCUGGAGCUGUUGACCGGCAGGAAGCCAGUGGAUCACACGAUGCCGAGAGGACAGCAGAGUCUAGUCACUUGGGUGAGUCUGGUUGACCCAAUCGGCUGCCUAUCUAUCCGGUCAACUGUCUUUGAGUGCGCUGUCUCAGUCGUGUUAUCUGAGGCUGUAAAGUGACUGAUUCUGUUCUAUGCUCUCUCUGCAGGCAACUCCAAGAUUGAGUGAAGAUAAAGUUAAGCAGUGCGUCGACCCAAGACUGCGAGGAGAGUACCCCCCCAAGGGAGUGGCAAAGGUCUCUCUCUCUCUCUCUCUCUCUCUCUCUCUCUCUAUCUAUUUAUCCAUCUAUCUAUCUGUGUACAUACACAUACAUACAUCGAAAGUUAUCUGCUUAGAAAGAUCCUUCUCUCUGUCUCUCUCCAUAUGCAUUUCUCACUCUCUCUUUCUCUCUCUAUGUGUAACCUAUAUGUAUACAUACAUAUACGCACGCACCCAAAGGGAUCUGCUUAGGUCCCUCUCUCUGUCUCUGUCUCUGUCUCUCUCUCUCUCUCUCUCUCUCUAUCUCGUCUAUAUGUUCUUCUAUCUACGUAUGGAUGCUGACGAGGGCUGUGCAUGUUCCUGCAGCUGGCAGCUGUGGCGGCUCUAUGCGUGCAGUACGAGUCUGAUUUCAGGCCAAACAUGACCAUCGUAGUCAAGGCUCUCCAGCCACUCCUCGUUCAGAAGCCUGCCGUCGGCGCUGCCGCCGCCGCCGCCAGCCCCCCUGCCGAUACCUGA
Molecule: messenger RNA, 2277 nt
Organism: Spirodela intermedia
Lineage: Eukaryota; Viridiplantae; Streptophyta; Magnoliopsida; Alismatales; Araceae
Source: the annotation of a GenBank genome assembly